CACUUGAUGGUGAUUGUGUAGGGUUUUAGUAGCAUAAUGGGGAAUGGGGUUGUGAACACUGCUGAUGCUGGCUAUUGUUCAGUCAGUCAGUCAUGGAUCUGUAGCAGGAUGAGAUCAUGCUUUCUGUGUCCUGAGGUCUAACAGUGAUGUGAAUAGAGUCUGACAAGCAUCUCUGCAACUCAAGGAGAGACUGGUGAUGUGCAAUAAGGGGAUUGUUUGCUCUGAGUGAUGAUAAUCAGUUAAUGGGGGGUUGGUCAUAAAUGGGUUUAAAUGUGUCAUCAGUGAGAUGUAUUAUUAUUAUUAUGAUUUUUUAAAUGUAUUAUUAUUGUAGCUUUUUUAUGGCUUCGGGCUGGUAUGACGAUAGGAUGUUAUUUUAUUCUUUAUUAUUAAUGGUGGAUCAUCAUAAGAUCAUCGUCAUUGUAUGCUGUUUUCAUUCCUAGCCAUCCUCCUGUGCCUCGCUCCGCGCUGAAUCAAACACUUCUAUAGCCAAACGGGGACUUACGGUGACAUGACUGUAAGGCCAAUUCACCAACCCCAAGUGCGUCCCGCUAUUUUGAGUAAAAUGUCAAAACGACGGGGGCUGUAGCGUAAUUUCUGCACAGCGCAUUGUUGUGAAUGAGGGACAGGGUGACGUCAGCGCUCGAAUGUCAACAAUGUAGCUCCUGGGAGAAGGCGUUUCAUAAUCGAUACAAACAGCAGAGGAGGCUGCACGCUGUCUUUCAAAGGGACAAAAACCGCAACAUUCACUAUUCAGCAAUUGUAAUAGUGUAACCACACUUUUACACGUUAUAAAACUAAAUAUUGAUGACUAUUGAAAAACACGCGGUUUCAGCAGUUUGGAGGGGGUGCUGCUGAAGUCACCAUGUGGAACCAUUCUAAUUUGUAAGAGACCAACGGAGCGCUGACGUGCAAGAAAACGGGAAAGUUACGGACGUGAGCAGGAUGUCUGCGGAUGAGGGGGCUCAUGCCCACGUCAGGUCCGGGGAUGCUCCCAUGUACGUGUAUGAGUCGACGGUGCACUGUGCCAACGUGCUGCUGAGUCUGGAGGACCAGCGGCGGCAGGACAUUCUGUGUGAUGUGACGGUGGUGGUGGAGGGGACGGAGAUCAGGGCCCACAGGGCCGUCCUGGCAGCCAGCAGCAGAUACUUCCUACAGGUGCUGCUGGGACACACACACCCCGAGCAGGAACCAAUCAUCAGCCUGUCUGACAAGGUCACAGCCAGGGGGUUUGCCCCGCUGCUACAGUUUGCCUACACAGCCAAGCUGGUUCUGAGCAAAGAGAACAUCCAUGAGGUGAUCCGCUGUGCUGACUUCCUAGGCGUUCACAACCUAGAGGACUCCUGCUUCCGCUUUCUGCAGGCUCAGCUGCACAGCGACACCGCUGAUCACAACAAUGGCCUUCUCUGCCGCAAGGAGUUGCCACCGUCGGCGCACACUGAUGACCUCAUCACAGAGAUGGACGGUAGUGGUGGUUCUGCAUCGUCGGAGAAGCUCAGGGUGAUGUCAUCAUCAGCGACGAGGCGGCGGCCCAAUCACUCAACCCUCUCGUCCCUCACCAGCAGCCUGACCUCUGACCUCCCACGAUGCCCCAAAUAUAGGAAGUACCAGCGGGCCUACGCCAAGCACAGCGAAGAGAAUGACGACGAUGACAGCGUCACCUCAGCCGCCUCGUCACACUGCCAUACCUCAACCUCCCCAGGCCCUCUCUCAGAGACCAGCAGCACCCGUCAAGGGGGACAACCUCACCCCCUCUCCCCCUCCAGAAUCAAAGAGGAACCCCACCCCUGGGGCGAGGGAGAGGGGAGUCCCCCAGGACUGUCAGAGGAUAGCCAGGAUGUCCUGGAGAUGGAGAUGGGGCCGGAGCCCUCAGAGCGUCCCCCCAGCAGAGGCUCACCAUCCUGCCUGAGCUCUUACCUCCAGAGGGGCCUCCUGGAUCUCAGUAACCCAGACAGCACUCUACCUACCACUCCUCUCACCCAGCAGCUACUGAACAACGAACUCUCAUUAGCCCAUAACAGGGAUAGGGACAGGAACAGGGGGGCAUUUCAAGGUGAGGGUGGAAGGGACCUCAGGGCUGUGUCUGCAGGGACAGUGCAUUCGUCUGUGGAUGGCGUGACCAUGCAACCUAUGCCCUCAGACGGACUCAGCAAACAGGAAGUAGAGUUGGAUCGCCGUAGCAGCGUCAUCUUCUCCUCCGGAGUGUGCGACCGCCUGGGAACACCGUCUCAAUCCUACUGCGACCGGAAGUCUCUGGAAAAAGAUCUGUUGGAGAUCACAUCAAAAUCCCUGUGGACAGGUGUUAGUCAGUCCUUCCCCUGCCGCCAGCCUUACUCUCCCCUAUCCUCCUCCACCUCCUCUACCACCCUCACCACGGCCCUCCAGGACCCCCUGCCGACCGUGGCCUGCCGAGGGCAACCCACCACCAGCUGUCCUCUGCCCAUAAAGAUUUCCCCCCGCUCCCCUCCAUGCGAGCCCCGCACACGCACCUCCAGCUCCUGCUCAUCUUUCUCCUACCUGGAGGACGUGGGCAGCGGGGACUCGCCCUCCAACUUGCCCCAGUUUGAGUUCUCCUCCUCCCCAUGCUCUGUGUCGGGCUCUGGCCUGGCUCGCUGUCUGGUGGGGGAGCAGAGGGAGCACGGUGGGAUGGUGGUGGGGGAAGCCAUCUUCUCUCAGGGCCGUGCCAAGAUCAAGUGUGAACGUUCGUACGGGGCCAACUCCAGUGAUGAAUCUGGGUCCUUCUCAGAGGGAGACAGUGAGUCCGGCCCUGCCAGAGAGCCAGGCCCUGAGGUCAAACUUCCAUUCCCGGUGGAUCAGAUCACCAACCUUCCCCGUAACGACUUCCAGAUCAUGAUAAAGAUGCACAAACUGACCUCAGAGCAGCUGGAGUUCAUUCACGACAUCCGGCGGCGCAGUAAGAACCGCAUCGCUGCCCAGCGCUGCCGCAAGAGGAAGCUGGACUGCAUCCAGAACCUGGAGGUGGAGAUACGCAAAUUGGUGCAUGAGAAGGAGAAGCUACUAAGUGAGAGGAACCAGCUGAAGGUGUGUAUGGGUGAGCUGUGGCAGAACCUCUCCUACCUGUCCCAGGCUGUGUCCCAGGAGGUGUGCAGGGAGGUGCAGGGGAACCCCGAGAAGACCAAAGUCCUGCUCCCUACACACAGGCCCAGCGAUCCCACCACUCCCACCACUCACAGCCUCUCCAUCAUGGCCAGCAUCGACCUCACCUCCAACCCAGGCUCCCCAACCUCAGAGGGCAGCCUGGCCAAGUCACCCUGCUCCUAUGAAAGCCCUGUGGAGAGAGAUGUUGGCUCUGGGCAGAGGCUUAGGAGGGGGCAGGGCGGUGUGGAGACAGAGGUGUCUGUCCUGGGGCAGGAGGACCCUGAGUCUUUCCUAGAGCCUGGAGCAUCUCCGGGUGUGUGUAGCCCCACUGUUUCGGUGGAUUUCUGUCAAGAGAUGACUGAGAAAUGCACGACAGAAGAACAGCCCGGACAGGUCUGUACCUAGCUAGCAACGACUGAAUAGCUAGCAACCAUUUGUCUUUUUAUUGUUAUUAUGACACACAUCUCUACCUUGAUAUGUAUAAAGUUUGAAAUACAUUUGUUAUCUGUGUUUUUUAAAGGAUGACACUACAGUUGUCUUAUCAGCAAUACUGUUAAAACAGGUAUUUGGAGUUAUCAAACUCCUUAAGACAUAGCACUGGCAGCUUCCCCUUCUAUCUUUAUCUCUCCACCCAGCUAGCACAUUUAAUUCCUUGGAAGAUGUGGGAAUGUAUGUUUUUGGUUUCACAUUCGUUGUGGGAACGAAGCCAUACGUUUCCUGACUGGUAAAACUGAACGUUUUUUAAACAAGAACAGAAGGGAACAUUUAGCCUGUUCUGGGAAUGUUUAUUUUUAGGUUGCAGGGAGGUUCUGAUAACUUUUUACUGUGGUUCCUUGAACGUUUUCCUGGGAGAUUUUAUUAACACUCUGAGAACAGAAAUGAUAGGUUAUUUGGAGGUUUUUGAAUGACCAUUAAAACUUUCAUUAAGAUGUUUAAUAACACUGCUAGCUUAUUUUGUGUUAACUUUUUUGAACUCCAAGCACAGAUAAGACACAUGGAAAUGUAUUUCCUUAGGCAUUAAUCAUGCAAACGCAAUUAUAUUUUAUUGUGACACGGCAUCAGUGACAUUCAAACCUUUAGUCUUCUGUUCUCUAUCCAUGGAAUUAGUCCACUGCACCACCAGGAUGGAGCUAGCAUGCCAUGUUUUUUACGCAUACAAAACUGUUCAUUUUUGUCUAUUCAAACAGACCCUAUUUCAAGGAAAACAAGCGAUCAUUAAGAUCAGGUGUGGCCGAUAAGUGGGGGCAGUUAACACACCUGAACACGCUUAACAAGAUAGAGGAUAGAGAGAGUUUUGUUGUUGCUGAGAACGGAAUGUGUAUGUUUACGUGUAUAUGUUACUAAAGUUUUCUUGUGGUUUUUAUGGAAAGUUUUCUUCACCUUCUGAGAAUGGAAUGUAUGUUUUUAAAUAACAUUCUUAGAACGUUCUCUGAACGUUACUGAAGUUUUCUUAUGUUUUUUUUUAAUGGAAAGUUUUCUUAACGUUUUCUGAACAAUUUGAGAACAUGACUUUAAAUAGAACCAUGAGGAAACCUGUAGGAAACGUUAUACUGAAGUACCGAAAUUCCCACAGAAGAACAUUGUUUCUUAACGUUCUCUGAACAAUUUGAGAACAUUCCCAAUGUCAAACCAGUUGGAGAAUGUUCCUAGAACAUUACCAAAAUUGAAAUUAAAUGUAACCACGUUUGAAGUUUUAGGAAACGUUCUCUUAAAGUAAUGAAAUACCAAUAAAAUUACUUAUUGUCAAGUUCCUUAAAUCUGCUGAGAAUGUUCCAAAGCCAAGCAACUAUUAUGCACCAUUCCCAUAAAGUUGUGGAAAGGUUGUAUGCAAAAUAACCAUAGGACAACCACGCUCUCACCAAGCUCUAAGAAGCAUAUGGUUCUCAGAACGUUAUGUGCUAGCUGGGUAUAUAUUUCUCUCUCUCUCUCCCUCGCUCACUCCCUGGCUCUCAUCAUGGGAGGAUAAACUCAGGAAUUCCUCUGAAUGUUCAAUAAUGUCUCUGUAAAAAGCUAUUUCAUUACAAAUUGUACAUCUGAAGAGUUCUUCUGUACAGCUGAGAGUAGAAUUAACUCUCAUAUGCAAAGUUUCCUUCAGUUCUUAUUUCUCACUUUCUUUUCCCUGCAUACAUGUUUUUUAUGAACAUUCCUCUUUUGCCUGUGACACACAGUAGCAUCUGUUGUGAAAGAAAGAAAGAAAGAAAGAAAGAAAGAAAGAAAGAAAGAAAGAAAGAAAGAAAGAAAGAAAGAAAGAAAGAAAGAAAGAAAGAAAGAAAGAAAGAAAUGCAGGAAUCAUCAUACUGUAGCUAAAGAUGGAAAUGGGAAUAAAUAAAAAUGUACUGCACCAUUCAGCACCUCAAAGAGGUAACAUAUCCUUACCAAAUGCAUUGAAAUUGGCACUUAGAAAUUAAAACUCCCAAGCCAAGUACUUACUAAACUUAUAUUCAACAAAUAUUAAUGGUGUCAAAGACUAUCAUACUUAUCUGAACCAUAUUGCGCUUUUAGGGGUAGAAAUGUACCUUCCCACAUGUAGUGAAAAUGUAGUAUUUCGUCCUGAGGUAUUUCCACGUACAUUUAGUGUAAAUCAGAUGUAUUAAAGUAUUGGGACGUAAGUGGAAGGCACCACAUAUUCCUUGUUUGAUAAUCCAUGUAAAUUCUUAAACAUACGAGUGCAAUUUAUCCUCGAAACUUGUCCAGUAUUCCUAAUGGUGUAUUAUCAAGUGAAAUGUUAAAAACGAAUUCAAAGAGAUGCUUAGAUAGUUGUUGAUCCAUGGCAAUGCCAAAUGAUUCCAUUGUGGAAGAUAGUUCUGUAGCAUGUGUCAGGGUUAGCUUAGUGGUUUCUUUGUUGUUUUCUCUAGGAACUUUCAAAUGUCACAUUCGGGGAAUCUCAUUGGCAUCCGUUAGUUUUCCUCACAGUAGAAAGUACCAAUGACAGAGCUCCACAGAAUGUACUGUUACUCUAACUACAUUGAAUAUACUUAUCACCCCAUUUUGAUAUUUUUGAAUUUAGAAAAGAAAUAUGAACAUGUUGUUAAAUUAAUUUAUUUUAACAAUGUUUCUAUGAGGAUUAUUUGUUGGUACAAAUGUAAACUUCCUAAUAUUGAUUCUAGUGAUUUUUAAUGGUUGUUGUUUUUACUGACAAUUUGGAUGAAAGACAAGUCUUUUGUGUGUUGUAUAAUUCACAAUGUCCUUAUUUAGUACAAAUUAAGCGAUGGUUUAAAAGAGGUGAAAGUGUUUACAAAAGUUUUUGUUACAUGUUUUAGUUUUUUAAGGAUUUUUCCAUGACAAGAGACUUUGCAUAAUUGGUUCGAUAAGUUCGAUUUUUUUAACUGUUUUUAAAUUGGAACAUAAAAUUGUAAGUGGAUGAUGUGUUCACACAAGAUUUUAAAAGUACAUGUUUGACAAAUGCAGCUCCAAGUCUUGCCUUAGAGGUUUCAGAGGCCAAACUCAUGUGAAAGGGAACGGAAGGUGUCAAUUUAAAACCAUACUGUGGGAAAAUAACAUUCUGUCCGUACCAUGAAACAUGAUUGAUUUGAGUACAAACAAAUUGUUUACUUGUUGGGGAAAAACAUAAUUGCAUUUUUCUUUUAAUGUGCAUUAACAAUGUUAUUUUUUCCACAGUAAAGGUUUGAUUGAAUCCCAGCCUGAGUGUAUGCGGAGGUCAUGCCUCGUUGGAACAUAAUGGACUCUCACACUUAUCUACCUGUAAAAUUCGGCAUACCUCUCAUUUUGGGUCUAGGACUGUAUUGUAGGAAUAAGUUGUAUGUGGUGUUGUUUCUAUUUUUACACACACAGUGGUUAUUAUUGUAUUUGUAGAUUUUUGGUGAUCCAUUUUUUAUGUGUAAUUUGAGUAAACUGCAAAACUGCAGAUUCAGCUGUUUCACUUUCCCCAUUUUAUCUUUGAAUGUUCAAAUUGCCUGAGUUUGCUAUAUUGUAAAUAGGGUGUAACUGUGUUUUUUGUUAAUUUGAUAUCCAAGUGUUUUGGAAGAAGAAACAAUGUUUUGUAAAGACAACAUUUCUGUUUAUGGAUUAAAACAAAUAGCAUGUGUCAA
This is a messenger RNA of Salmo salar (Atlantic salmon), 7145 nucleotides long. Its product is annotated as transcription regulator protein BACH2. Lineage: Eukaryota; Metazoa; Chordata; Actinopteri; Salmoniformes; Salmonidae. The record is from RefSeq and is a predicted model, not a curated record. Gene Ontology annotation, biological process: regulation of transcription by RNA polymerase II. Gene Ontology annotation, molecular function: DNA-binding transcription factor activity, RNA polymerase II-specific; RNA polymerase II cis-regulatory region sequence-specific DNA binding; protein binding.